CGCCGGGGUUGUCCUUUUACCGGACUUUACGUCGAAAAGCAGCGGCGUUUUUCCACCAGGUUCGGAUUCAAGUUUCGGUCCCCGGAGACGUGAAAUGAUGAAGCUUAAAUCGAACCAGACACGGACUUACGACGGGGACGGCUACAAGAAGCGGGCCGCUUGCCUCUGCUUCAGGAGUGAGAGCGAGGACGAGGUGUUGUUGGUGAGCAGUAGCCGACACCCGGAUAAGUGGAUCGUUCCCGGCGGGGGCAUGGAGCCGGAAGAGGAGCCCAACAUGGCCGCCGUUCGAGAGGUGUGCGAGGAGGCCGGAGUAAAGGGGACGUUGGGACGACUGGUGGGAAUAUUUGAGAACAGAGACAGGAAGCAUCGGACGUACGUCUACGUCCUCAUCGUAACCGAGGUCCUGGAAGACUGGGAGGACUCGGUCAAUAUCGGAAGAAAAAGGGAGUGGUUUAAAAUAGACGAUGCCAUUAAAGUCCUGGAGUGUCACAAGCCCGUGCAGGCCACCUAUUUUGGGGCCCUCCAGCAGGGGUGCAUGACUAGCAACGGGACCCCCUUGGUGGCCACGAUAGCCGAAGACCUGACCCCCGGCUACAGUAUCAACCAGAGCUCGGUUUCGGGUAUCAGAUAACUAGCGCACGCCGCCCGGACACUGCAGGGGUCCUCACCGCCGCCCUCCCGCUUGCUUACGCCGUUUUUGUUGUCUCCUGCAAGCGACAGACCCGCGAGCAGCCUUCGGUGCCGGGACAGGGGGGCGCAAGACGUUACCAGCUUGUUGUUGGUCGAAGAUUCUAGCAAAAAAAAAAAAAAAAGAAAAAAGAAAAAAAAGAGAUACCCCUUUGUAAAUGUAAAGUUGG
Molecule: messenger RNA, 857 nt
Organism: Anguilla anguilla (European eel)
Lineage: Eukaryota; Metazoa; Chordata; Actinopteri; Anguilliformes; Anguillidae
Product: diphosphoinositol polyphosphate phosphohydrolase 1-like
Exons: 5
Coding region: 95-631 (178 amino acids)
Biological process (GO): diphosphoinositol polyphosphate metabolic process; adenosine 5'-(hexahydrogen pentaphosphate) catabolic process; diadenosine pentaphosphate catabolic process
Cellular component (GO): nucleus; cytoplasm
Molecular function (GO): diphosphoinositol-polyphosphate diphosphatase activity; endopolyphosphatase activity; bis(5'-adenosyl)-hexaphosphatase activity
Source: RefSeq, a predicted model, not a curated record